This is a messenger RNA of Epinephelus moara (kelp grouper), 5533 nucleotides long. RefSeq names its product RAB11 family interacting protein 1 (class I) a (gene rab11fip1a). Bases 381 to 4166 code for a protein of 1261 amino acids. Gene Ontology annotation, molecular function: small GTPase binding. Lineage: Eukaryota; Metazoa; Chordata; Actinopteri; Perciformes; Serranidae. Gene Ontology annotation, biological process: regulated exocytosis. The record is from RefSeq and is a predicted model, not a curated record. Gene Ontology annotation, cellular component: intracellular membrane-bounded organelle. The transcript has 6 exons.
GUGAAGUGUUUUACGUAGCGGAGGCAAAACAAGGGGAACUGUUUUUAAGAAAGCCUCUUAGAGGAAUUAGUCGCACCGCAGUGAUGUCCUGGUUUGGCUACAGCGGCUAGUGCUAGCGUUAGUUGGUUAACCAAGUGUUAAGUAAACUGAAGUGUUACUAGAGGCUUGGAUAUAACGUUACAGAGGGGAGGGAGAAGUAUUACGACAUCAACCUGAGCUUCCUGAACUCAAGCUAGGUAACCUAAACCAACCAACAGCCGCAGAGGACGUCGAAGGUGAAAACCAGAGUUCAGGAAAAGAUUAACCAACCACCCGGCGUUGUAAGCUAUUUAAUAAGACAAUUGGGAUUAACUUUUGGUGAGGUUUAACGGACCUCCGCGAUGUCUCUGGCCGAGCAAAGCCAGCAGUGGUUCCCUACCAGUGUCCAGGUAACGGUGCAUCAGGCUCGGGACCUGCGUGCCAAGGGCAAGAAUGGCACCAAUGACGCCUAUGCCAUCAUCCAGGUGGCCAAAGACAAGUUUUCUACCUCUGUCGCGGAGAAAAGUGCCGCUCCUGUGUGGAAGGAGGAGGCUUCAUUUGACCUGCCGCUGUUCCAUCCGAGCAACUCUGAACGCUGCACGCUGUAUAUCAUAGUCAUGCACCGUGCUCAGGUGGGGCUCGACAAGUUCUUGGGUCAGGCUGUGGUGAACUUACUGGAUCUCCAUGACAACAAGUCUCGCAAAAAGACAGAUUGGUUCAAGCUGGUGGACAAGAGUGGAAAAGAGGACAAGGCGCGAGGGGAGGUGCUGCUAGAUAUCCAAUUUAUGAGAAACAACAUGUCAGCUAGCAUGUUUGACCUUUCUAUGCAGGACAAACCGCGCUCCCGCAUCUCCAAGUUCAAGGACAAAGUCCGUGGAAAGAAAAAGGACGGCUUCUCUGACUCUGCUUCAGCUAUUGUUCCCUCUGUCAGCAAGGUCCUCACAGACAGCGAGGGGGAGGCUGAUGCACAGUCACUCAAUCAGUCUCCAGGAGUGAAAAAGAAAUCAAAACUCAAAACCCUCUUCGCCCCCAAAUCAAACUUGCAGCGUAAUGUGUCACAGUCCAUGUCUACACUGGGGACUCUUCCGGAGAAGAACUCAUCACUCAGUGGCAGCAGAUCAUCUGGCCUCAAUGUAGACACUCCUGAAGUUAAAAAGAAAUUCAAAUUCCUGGGACACAAGCGAACAGGCAGCUCUGACAGCAAGGUGUCUCAGGGUCCUUUCUCCCUACUGAGUCGCUCCAAGCAGAGCAACAGUGACCUGAACAACCUGUGCAUCAACGGCAGCCAUGUGUACGCAGAAGAGACAGAGUCCAAGAGUGGAUCUACUCUCAGUCUGAACAGCUCAGGCCAAGGAUCUGUGGAGGAUGUCCGCAAACACACCUCAGACGCCUCUGCAGAUUCCUUUGUAAGUAUACCUGUGCCCUCCUACAAGGAGGAGUCUGUAGAUAGGGCAAUAAUGGAGAAACAGCGCCAUCAAGAGGAGGAGGAGAGAAGGCAGGCAGAGGAGAGGCGCAUAGCAGAGGCCAAGAGGCUGGAGGAAGAGGAGAAAUACAGGGCAGAGGCAAAGAGACUACAGGAGGAAGAGGAGCGCAGACUCCGAGAGGAACAGGAGAGGAACAGGCGCUUCCUUGAGGAUGAAGCAAGGAGGAAGAAACAGAGAGAGGAGGAAGAAGAAGAGAGGAGAAAACAAGAGGAAGAACGCAGGAUGCUGGAGGCAGCAGAAAACCAGAGGCUUGAGGAGGAACGUCGCAGAGCCGAGGAGCAGAAACGACAGGAGGAGGCCUCCAUGAGCGACAGGUUGACGUCCCUGUUUGGAAUGAUCAGAAAGAAGGAGGAGAAGAAGGAGGAGGAGGUACAGCAACAACCUAAAGAGGAACUGCCCACAAAACCUCCACGCAACAACUCAGGAGAUCCUGAUGAACCGAUCUCCCACCGCUCCACCAACCCGUUUGAAGACAUUCCCCUCAGCUCAGAUCCUCCAGUCAGCACUAAUAAAAGCCCAGCUGAUAAUCAGAAAAUCAGCCGUAACCCACAAACUCCCUCCGCCAUGGUCUUCCUCAACCGCAAUGCUAAAGUGUCUGCAGUCAAACCCAGAUUAACUCAGUCUCUGGAGUCUGAACCUGCUGACUGCCAAACCCCCAGUCAGCUGUGUCCUUCCCCAGCCACCCCUGAGUCCACCUUCUCUAGUGUCCCAUCUGAGUCCCCUGAAACUUUCUCCAGUCUCCACCUGUCCCUGGCUCCACCAACUAUAAGCCAAAGCCCAUCUGGUUCACCUCGUGGCAGCGUAGAGGAUUUGUCCUCUGUGGGAUCUUCACCCACCAUGGCUGAAAAGAAGAGAAGAGCCCCUGUGCCAUCCUCGUAUCUAGUACAUGGGACCCAAACUGGAGGCAGGGAGCUAACAAACCCUGCAUACGUAGAGGCAGAUGGACCGCAGCAAGGCAGAAAACCUUCUGUACCACUUCCUGAUUAUGAAUCACUUUUUCCUCAAAAGAGACACGGCGUGCAAGGGCACACUCGAUGGGACCAUAUAAUCGCUGAGGUCAAUCAAAAACACCGGGACAGUACAGAGAUGAGUGUUGAUGGUCCAGAAGAGCACGGACCUAAUAUUAGGUCUUCACUUCCACAGGACAGUGCUGCUAUGAGGAGUUUUUAUCAAACGCAACCACUGGAGGCCAAACCUACGUCGUCAAAAAAAACAGCGGCCCCAGCUCCCCCUAAAUUAGUUGCACCACCACUCCCCCAAAAAGUAGGCAAUGCCAGUCAGAGACAGAGCCAGAAUACUGCUCUCCAACCUCCCAUGAGGCGUAGUCUGCCUGCAGUCCCAGGACCUGAAAACACUGAUGCUUCAAGCAGAGAAAGUCUGUCAGUGAUGUCCAGGGAUGGAGCAAGGAAGGUGUUGCACCCAUCACCUACACCGAGACCAAAUAGCCAAAUGGACUGGGAUAACACACCACAGAGUGAUAAAAGAGAAGUGCAAGUCACUGCAGACAAAGAGGCACCCACAGCCAAACCUAGACAGAGGACAAGUGACAAGGAGCCAGUUCAGCAAGAAGAUCUUGCUGGGACACCGGCAGUCUCGAACAGUCACAUCCAAACAUCUAGUUCACAUAUGAGCAGCAUGAACACAAACAACAGACAAGCAAAGGACAACUUUGAGUUUGAUCCAUUUCCCAUCACUGAGCUUCUUCCCAAAGACCCAUGGGCAAAGCCAAAGCAGAACCAAGAAGUAGAUGGCCUUUUUACUGGCAGUGUGAAAAAAGAGCAGAAAGUUGAAGAUCGGGGAAUGACACCUGACGAUCUUGAUCAAAUCUUUAACCAAGAGAAACAGACGGAUCCAUUUGCUGAUUUUAAUGGCAGCGAUUCAAACAAACACAGUGACAGCAGGAAAAAAGAUGAAGAUUCAAAGCCAGACAGUCCCGCUUUCCAAAGAAGGAAUUCACAGAGACAAGUUAAACAGAAUCCUCCAACCACAACUCACUCGGACAAUAAGCCUUCCAAGCCUCAACAACAUCCCGCACCUAAAGCAGAAACAACCACAACAACAGCUUAUCGGGCCGUGUCUGCAAGAGGUGUCAGGAAGGAGCCUGUCACACCGAAGCUUCCAGCUGAUGUGAAAACACAAGGCAAAUCUUAUGGAGGAGAGGAUCAGUUUGGGGCUGAACCUUUUAUCUCUGCCUUGAUUUCCUCAGAGUCCCUCCCCGUAGUUAUGGAAGAACCGGCUUCUCAGGCAGGAGGCUUGUCUGGUGGAAAGGCGCCUUUGCGAGCGUGGGUCUUACCCUCUGACACUCAGCCUGUCAGUGCUCAGAAUAGCAGUGGAGGUGGGCUAGCCUUAACUCCCCGCAGGCCUCAUCCUGUGAAGCCCAUGAGCUCAGAGAGUCAGCAACCCAUCAGCACCCCUGCUGUGAAAGAGAUAAAGGUCCGUGACAGUACACCAGGAAAGAUUCAGGUGGCAGACUCAGUGGAAAGUGGCCCUUACACUCAGCUGACACAGGAGGAGUUGAUCACACUGGUGGUGAGGCAGCAAGCCGACCUGUCCAGGAAGGACUCCAAGAUAGUCGAGCUCGAGGAGUACAUCGACAACCUGCUGGUCCGCGUCAUAGACGAGAGCCCCAGCAUCCUGCAGUCUCUUAAUUCCAAGCCAGUAUAAGGUAACGCCGUCUGGAAAAAGAGAGGCCCACUUAAGGACGUGGUUAUGUAUGUUGUGUGUUUGUACUGUUGUCACUGUGUACUGAGAGACAUGGUCUCGAUGAAGAUCUGUGAGCAUAUGCACUUUCUUAGUUUCAGAGUCAAAUUAGUUUGAGAAUGUUGGAAAAUUGACUCUGAAGUAAUAACAUUUGAUGAACACUUAAUAACAAGCAAAUAAAACAUCUUUACACGAGCAAAUGAAUGUAUUUGUUUUGACGGUACUGAAAUUUGCUUUAAAAAGACGUGUUACAUGAAAAUCUAUUCAACUCUGAUUUUAUGUACCAUACUUGAUGAAACUUGGGUUGAGCUUUAUUUAAUAUCUUAAAGAUGCAGAUAAAAAUGAUUGUUUAUUUUAAGCUGUUAGCUGGCCUUUUUUACUCUUUACACUGGGCUUUGUAUAACUUAUUGCUGUGCAAUGAAUGAUCAUAUACAUACCAACCAUUCUAAAUUCGUGCACCAUGUUAAUGAGGUAAGAAUGUAAUAUUUCUCUCAUAUGAUUUACGAUUUAAUGAGCAGCCUUAAUAUUCAAUUUGUUUAUAUAACAAGUGUACAAUGACAUUUCCCUCCACUGAUGAAAUCUAAUUUUCUUAUUUCUUUUUCGAUCCUUCUGGCUUGCAUGUAUUUUUCUUUUCUUUUUUCUUUUUAAUUAACAACAUUCCUCCCACGUUUUACUCACCACAGUUGAAUGUCAGCUGGCCAUCCAGUCCUUAAAACAUAUUGUGCCUAUUUGUGCUUCAGAGAGGUGUUAUUCAGAAUACCAGCAAUAACUAAAAUUGCACCGCAGGUAUGGCAGUUUUUCCUUUCAUGUGGUUGUUAUGUAGCCUGUGCACAUAAUUUUGAAAUAUUAUGCAAGUGACAGUGCAGAAUCAAACUCUUCUAUUGUGAGGUUUUGAUCACUGUGAUGUUUGUGUUGUAUUUGUGAAAUGAAAACUGAGAGAUAAUCAACAAUGAAUAAUUAGAGGAAUGGUAGUAGAGUAAGUGUCAGUAAUAACCUACCAGCCUUGUCUUUGUAUUUGAACCUACACUAAUGAAUGAACAUAUAUGCCUUUAUAUGACUAUUAUUUUAUGUCUUGGCUGCAUUGAUAGCAAUAUUAAUCUUCAUGAAUGUACAGAUCUGUGCCUUCAAAACCUUUUUCAUGACUUUAAUGUCUGAUUUGCUGGAUGAGCUUCUUUUUCUGGACUGAGAGCUCAAAGAAUGUACAGCCUGAUGUGUCGAGUGUUUGUUGACAUGAUAAUAAUACUACAGUAAAACAUGUAAAACUUCAGAGAGAAGCGAUGCUGAGCAAAAUACGGUUUUAUUUGAAAUAAAGACACUAAUUAUUUCACCAC